Malurus melanocephalus (red-backed fairy wren) is the source of this 2377-nucleotide messenger RNA. RefSeq names its product CKLF like MARVEL transmembrane domain containing 6 (gene CMTM6). The coding region runs from base 152 to 703 and encodes 183 amino acids. The record is from RefSeq and is a predicted model, not a curated record. Gene Ontology annotation, cellular component: membrane. Lineage: Eukaryota; Metazoa; Chordata; Aves; Passeriformes; Maluridae. The transcript is spliced from 4 exons.
UUUGUCCCGCCGGGAGCAACCGCCGGGCGCAACUGCCGCCUUCCCGCGGCCCUCCCGCCCUUCCCGCUCCCUCCCCGCCCCGCACGCCGCCGCCGCCGCCGCCCUUUUGCUUUCGGUUUUCCGCAGCUGACCGCCGCCGGCUGGCCCGGCCAUGAGCAACGGCGCCGUCUACAACGAGACCACGGAACCGGAGGCGAAGGCGGCCCGCCGCCUCCCCUUCGGCUUCACCCUAGAGCGCCUGUGGGGAUGGCGGCUGCCGGUCAAGGUGCUCCAGACGAUCCUCUCUUUUGUGGCUGUUGUUUGUGAAGAAAUUGUGGAGGAUUGCACCAGUUGUAGCGGACUUUACUUCUUUGAAUUCAUAAGCUGCAGUGCCUUUCUUUUGAGCCUCCUGAUUCUGUCUGUAUAUUGCACUGAGAUGUAUGAAUCACUGGGGGAAGAUAAAGUGCCGAAACUGAAUUUUUGGGCGUUGCCAGUCAUAGGUGCCUGGUUUCUGAUAGCAUCAAUAGUAUUUUCUGCAAACAACUCUGGCUCUGCUGCUGAAAGUGCUGCAUAUGUGUUUGGAUUUUUUGCAACUUGUGCAUUUGCAGGUGAAUUUAUUACAGAGUUAAUUCUCAAACGAAAGCAAAAUGUCGAUGGACGCUCUGAAAAUCCUGGUAACACUCCACGUACCACAGAAAAUCAGCCAUUGAAUAAAMAAAGAUAACUUCCUGAAAUUGUUUCUUUUUUAAUUUUUUUUUAAUUGGAGCAAACUAAAAUGAACUUUCAGUGGACAAUAGGUAACAACUUCUGUUUCUUCAUUCUAAUCAAUUUUGUACACAUUGCUCAUCACAAAUUUUUAUGGAUUCUUAGGUCAAGUAAUGGCAUUUUGAGCAUCAUGUUCUAAGGUAACUAGUCCUGCUUAAUAACUAGUCCUGCCACCUGCUGGACCAGUUAACUUCAGGAUAACAGUGUACUGAUUUGAUUUUGACAGAGGUGACUAAUAAAGGUCAAUGUCCGAGGCAUAAAUUCUGAGCUAUAGCCUAAAGAUAUUUCCUGGAUAAAUGGACCAGAUGCUUCUGUUGCAAAUUAUAAAUUAGUACAGCAGAAUUUACUUUUGUACUUCCUGGUAAAACUGAAUGUAAAAGGGAUACCUAACUGUAACCUUACUGAAAUGCCUAUCCUUAAGUGUAAAGGAUUUUAUUUUACUAUUCCUAUGUCUUAGUUCYGUCUGUGGAGCUCAGUUUAAUAGUGACCAUUUAUGGGGAGGGUAAUAUAAAUWAUAUAAUAAGGAGACAGUUUUGCUUCCCAUGAUUGUCAAAGUUUCGACUUGUAUGGAAUCUUCUUUCAGGUGAUUUCAAAAGCUGUAACAGUUGCAGGAAGAAACUUGAAAAGCCAGCAAUGAGAYGAAAAAGAUAAAGAAUAAAUAUUUUCAUGAAGCAAUCCCAAAAGUAACAAUCUGAAUAUCAGUGGGAAAAACCUUACUGCACAUUGGUACUACCCUGGUGAGCAUUGCUUGCAAGGUUAAUACCAUAUGCAGCUUGUUCAGGCAUAGAUAAUGCUAAGUUUUGCCUGAAUGGUUUUGAACCUCACCAUUUUUGGUGUUUAUAAAUAGUGCAGUAGCUUGAGACUUCUUGCUGCUGACUAGCUCAGUUGGUAAAACAGGUAAAUAAGCACUUGUACCCUCGAUUUGGUUUAAAAGCCACAAUGUGUAAGACUGCAAGGAACACUACUGAUUGGGACRUGUAUUGGACAGGUGACGGAUGUAUUAGACCAGAUGUGGAUGGCUGUAAAAGUAAUUAAGUGCUGAAAAAACAUUUUUCUGAUGUCUGAGGUAAAAGCAAGASUGUUACACCUGUCUUAAGAGGAAAGCCUUCAAAAGCAGAGCAAAUUGCUGUAAGCCAGGAGAUGUUCAAAAAUGCCAAAGCAAAUGAGAAAAAAGCUGAUUAUGCAAAAACAAUUCUUGUUUGAGUGACAUUUGCCUGUGACAUUUGCCAUGUCUCCCAGGCAUUAACUGCAUUUCAUCAAUAUCCCAGUCUGGCAUGUUCCUAGUCCUGUAACCUGUUGUGGCAGCAUUGAGACUAAGCCCUCCAGAAACUGGCUAAGCUGUAUUUGGGAAAGGAAGAGGAAGCUGUUUUAAAACAAAGGACURUAAUAGCAGGUCAGACUUGGUUUUUUCCAUUGCUGCCACUUUCUGAUAAGUGUGAGUUUGUGAUUUUCUCUCUCUAUGAGACUUAAGCCUAACACUACACUUUGCUUGGAGGUUGUAAAAUGUUGCCAGGGAGCAUGAAAUACCAAGUUAAAGCUGUAGCUUUGUUUCAGAUCUAUGCAUAGAAGAGGUACUUUCCUUCAUAGAAUUUCCUGUGUUGUAAAGAAUAAAUGCUCUUUGGACUUGCUUUGU